GUACGUGACGUCACACAAUCAUGUGGCACCCAGGAAGAUGUACAACUUAAGUGAUAAACAUUCCCUUUUAUUAAAUAAUAUCGAAAAAUUUAUAAAAGUUCCUACAUUGCAUGAUAAUAAAGCGUGUUUAACAAACGUUAGCAGAGUAGCAGGUGUUCAAAACAUGGUCAAUUAUAGGCCUACUCUCUUUUGAAAAUCGUACACCUGUAGCACAAAUGCUAGCGUUGCCGCCACUGAUCUGGUUGCAGCUUGUUUCUGAAUUGGGGUGCUAGGAGAUGUAAAGAAUAUCUUCCUUCCGAGCAUCCGGCAAUGGAAUGCAUUUAGGGUCAGAGGUUGGAGAUAUUAUGUAGGAAUAUCCCAAAUCCGACUUGAAUGGAACCCAGCAUUACCGACCUGCCAGUUUGUGAUUUAGAAUAGUGGCUUAGAGGAAAUGUAGUUCGUAUAUAAUUUAAUGAACUCCUGAAUGGCCACUAAAAACUACAUUUCCCUUCAGCCCCUUAAAACGCAGGUGCAACGUCAACUUUUUGCCUCGUGGGGAAAAUAGUGGUGACCUCCGAAUUAUCCGAGCAGUGAGAGAGCCGCUGUUAUUCUGAAGCAUCUUAAAAUGGCAGAGCCUAUUAGAGUACUGAUCACUGGCGCUGCAGGGCAGAUCGCCUAUUCGCUUCUUUACAGCAUUGCCAAGGGAGAUGUCUUCGGCAAAGAUCAGCCUCUCAUUAUGGUUCUGUUGGACAUCACGCCCAUGUUGCCAGUCCUGGAUGGUGUGGUUAUGGAGCUGCAGGACUGUGCUCUCCCGCUUCUGAGAGAGGCCAUCCCUACUGAUAAAGAGGAUGUUGCAUUCAAAGAUUUGGAUGCUGCCAUCCUGGUGGGGUCCAUGCCAAGGAGAGAUGGCAUGGAGAGGAAGGACCUGCUGAAGGCCAAUGUUGCCAUCUUUAAGGCCCAGGGGGUGGCGCUUGAGAAGUAUGCCAAGAAGACAAUCAAGGUUCUGGUUGUUGGUAACCCAGCUAAUACCAACUGUCUGAUUGCAGCCAAAUCGGCCCCUUCCAUCCCCAAAGAGAAUUUCUCCUGUUUGACACGUCUUGAUCACAACAGGGCUUGUUCUCAGGUGGCAAUGCAUUGUGGCAUUUCUGCAAGCAGUGUGAAGAAUGUGAUCAUCUGGGGAAAUCACUCCUCUACACAGUACCCAGAUGUCCAUCACUGCAUGGUGAAUGUGCAGGGGAAGGACGUGACGGCCUUUGAUGCAGUGAAAGAUGAUGCCUGGCUGAAGGGGGAGUUCAUUUCUACAGUGCAGCAGCGUGGUGCUGCAGUCAUUAAGGCCAGGAAGCUCUCUAGUGCCAUGUCAGCUGCCAAGGCCAUCUGUGACCACAUGAGAGACAUUUGGACCGGCACUCCUGAGGGUGAGUUCAUCUCUAUGGGUGUCUAUUCCAAUGGAAACUGUUACGGAGUACCAGAGGACCUCAUUUACUCAUUCCCUGUUGCAAUCAAGGAUAAGACCUGGAAGAUUGUUGAUGGGCUGGCCAUCAAUGACUUCUCAAGAGCCAAGAUGGAUGAAACAGCAGCGGAAUUAGUGGAGGAAAGAGACACCGCUGUCUCUUUCCUUGGUGUUUGACUAGAAACCCAACCAUCUACACCACACUUGGAUACCCAGAAAACUCCAGAAGCAUGGCUGUAAAACACUCCAUCUUUGUUUUCCUCCCUAAAACUCUGUAAAACAACUUCUAGAACUUUCUGGGCUAGAAUUCCUAAAUUAUUGCCAAGAGAGCUAAGCUUGGUUAAAUUUAGAAUGCUGACUGAAAAAUUCUAAUCUUGUUCUCACUGUGCCGCAAGGACUUUUCCUUUUUUGUUUUCCUUCCUGUUUUUGAUCCUCCACCUGUGUACUGCUCUCAUGUAAGGACACAAAAAAUAGCAAGUAGGUAUAGCUGCAGGCCGAAGACCUCCAAAUGGGGUCGGAAUCUCAAAAAGGACAGGGUUACUCGAAAAGGGGGUGGGGUUACUCUAAAGAGAUGUUGUGCCAACUCCAAAAGGUGUUAGGGAAAGGGGUAAUGUUAGGGGUUCCCUAUAUUUUUAAUGGUGAUUUGGAGUUCACGCCCCUUUUUGGAGUUAUGCCUGCAGCUACACCAUUCUCAAAAAUAGUCUAAAACAAGUCAGUAUCUAUACUGCCCUUUCUAAUCCAACUCAUAGAGGAGCUGCAUAAAAGAGGGCCAAAGCCUGGAAAGGACUCUGAGUAUAUGAUUUAGACCAUUCUGUGUCAUUAUCCAACAAUUACAUUGAAAUCUCAACUGUUACAUGUCCAAGAGUUUGCUGAUAUUUAUGGAGGAAUGUUUCAUGUGUCAAUAAAAGUGCUAUGGCAGAAUCCAUUAAUAAA
Messenger RNA from Xyrauchen texanus (razorback sucker), 2362 nucleotides. Its product is annotated as malate dehydrogenase, cytoplasmic-like. The transcript has 9 exons. Gene Ontology annotation, molecular function: L-malate dehydrogenase (NAD+) activity. Gene Ontology annotation, biological process: oxaloacetate metabolic process; tricarboxylic acid cycle; malate metabolic process. The coding region runs from base 605 to 1606 and encodes 333 amino acids. Gene Ontology annotation, cellular component: cytosol; mitochondrion. The record is from RefSeq and is a predicted model, not a curated record. Lineage: Eukaryota; Metazoa; Chordata; Actinopteri; Cypriniformes; Catostomidae.